Adineta ricciae is the source of this 492-nucleotide messenger RNA. NCBI's taxonomy places the organism in Eukaryota, Metazoa, Rotifera, Eurotatoria, Adinetida, Adinetidae. The record is from the annotation of a GenBank genome assembly.
AUGUCAACCGUAACGGAAAAAUGCCCAGCUUAUUCACCUUUCUUUGGCGCCAUGGGUGCAACAGCAGCUGUUGUAUUUAGUGCGCUAGGUGCUGCCUAUGGUACAGCUAAAUCUGGUUGUGGUAUUUCAGCUAUGGCUGUGAUGAGACCAGAAUUCAUUAUGAAAAGUGUCAUUCCCGUAGUUAUGGCUGGUAUCAUUGCUAUCUAUGGUCUAGUUGUUGCUGUACUCAUUGCUAACAACAUUUCUACUGAAAACUAUGGUCUAUACAAAGCAUUCCUUCAAUUGGGUGCUGGUUUAUCGGUCGGUUUGAGUGGUUUAGCCGCUGGUUUUGCCGUCGGUAUUGUCGGUGAUGCUGGUGUACGAGGAACUGCUCAACAACCACGAUUGUACGUGGGCAUGAUUUUAAUUUUGAUUUUCGCUGAAGUACUUGGUCUCUACGGUUUGAUCGUAGCCCUAAUCAUGACCACAAAGAAUCAACCUGGUUGCGAUUAA